AUGAUGGAGGGUGCCUCGGAGGAGCUCGACCGCCGAAGCCGCUACCUCAGCUCCCUCAUCCAGCACACCAAGCUCAAGCCCGACGGCGAGCUGCAGAAGCGCCGCCCGCAGCCGGCGAAGCCCGACAAGGAGAAGCAUCGCCCCACCGUCAGCGGCGGGAGAAGAAGGAGGAAAGGGAUGGGGUUGUCGAUGGUGGCGAGGAUGAUGCGCAGGAGCAGUGGCAGAACGUGCAGGAAUUUGCUAGCCAGCUUUUACCUCCGCUUCCCAAACCUUAAUCCUCUGUGGGGACUGAGAGUGUUACAUAAGCUGAGGAUGAAAUUGGUUACUAAUCAAGUGGCUCGGAGGCAGCUGGAGAAGGAGAUCGUGAGAGAGGAGAGGGAGUUGGAACCACCCGAAACCCGCUCUAUAAAUAUAAAUAGAAGCCCUAGCUUUUUCUUCUAUGUUUUAUCUGUGCGCCUAUUACGAGAAAUCCCUUCGGCAAUGGCUAACUCGCCGCCGGCGCCGGCGCCGCCGCUGGACCUUGGCGACCUGAAGGCCGUCGCUGUCCUUGGCCGCGGCGCGAAGGGCGUCGUCUUCCUCGUCCGCUCCCCUACCUACCCGGAGGCCCUCGCCCUCAAGGCUAUCUCCCGCUCCUCCAUCGAGAACAAGAACACCGCCGACGCCUACCGCCGGAUCUGGUUUGAGCGCGACGUCCUCCUCGCCCUCCGACAUCCCUUGCUCCCUUCCCUCCGUGGCGUCGUCUCCACCGACAAGAUCGUCGGGGUCGUCAUCCAGCGCUGCUCCGGCGGCGAUCUCAACUCGAUACGCCGGCGGCAGACGGAGAAGAUGUUCUCUGACGAUGCAAUCCGGUUCUACGCGGCGGAGCUGGUGCUCGCGUUGGAGUACUUGCACGGAUUGGGGAUUGUCUACAGAGAUCUGAAGCCCGAGAACGUUUUGAUCCAAGAAAACGGCCACCUGAUGCUCAUCGACUUCGACCUCUCCACCAAGCUCCCGGCGAGAUCGCCGGAGCCUCUCAAACCCUCCGACAAGAAACCCGGCCCUCGCCCCUGCGAUCCGCCGCCCGCAAAGAAGGAACUCUUCCCGGGCUGCUUCUCUUGCAAUGCUGGCGUGUCGCCCGAUAGCUCCGACUCGCUGGAGGACUCCGUCCCCGGCUGCGAAUCCACCUCGAAGUCGUCGGCGUCGGGGAAGUCGAACUCGUUCGUGGGGACGGAGGACUACGUGGCGCCGGAGAUCAUCCAAGGGGACGGUCACGAUUUCGCCGUCGACUGGUGGAGCCUCGGCGUCGUCCUCUACGAGAUGCUGUACGGCCGGACGCCGUUCCGGGGGCAAAACCGGAAGGAAACUUUCUACCGGAUCCUACUGAUGGAGCCUGAGCUGACGGGAGAGCAGACGCCGUUACGCGAUUUGCUGCGCCGGCUUCUCGAGAAGGACCCCGGUAGAAGAAUCUCGCUUGACGGCGUCAAGCAGCACGAAUUUUUCAGAGGGAUAGACUGGGAAUCCGUCCUCCGGAUUCCGCGGCCCCCCUAUAUCCCGGCGGCGCCAGAAUGGGAAGCGGAGGAGGACACGGAGGGAAAUAACUCGAUCGACGUCGAAAAGUUGGUCCAAGAGGUAUUCGGCAACGUUGACGGUAACGGAAAUCUCGCCGAGGAGGCGAGCGAUAAAAACUCGGCCGUGAACCGGGAGGAAGGAUUGAGAGAUCCUUCCAAAACUGUUGAUUUUUCUGUUUUCUGAUAUAUUUUUUUUCCUUCUGAUAUUUUUUUUGGAAGGGGAAGAGAAAUAUUUCUCCUUAUUAUAAUUUUGGGUAAUUAUUAUUCUUAUAAUAGAGAAAGAGAAACUGUAACAAGCUACUAAGUUAGGAACAUGACAGUAUCAUGUUGUUGUUAUUUUUGUAUUAGUCUUUGCUAUUUAUUGUAUAGAUCGAGGAAAUUAAAUAUUUUUAAGUAAAUGUAGAAAUAAUUAAUCUA
Molecule: messenger RNA, 1964 nt
Organism: Phoenix dactylifera (date palm)
Lineage: Eukaryota; Viridiplantae; Streptophyta; Magnoliopsida; Arecales; Arecaceae
Source: RefSeq, a predicted model, not a curated record